UAGGGAGGUACCUAGAUAUUGGGACGUCCUGCUACCCAAGUCGUAACUUUAGCACUCGCAUCUACCUGCGUACAACACUGUACACUGUUCAUACCGCGUCCGUAUGGCAAGAAUCACACAAUUAGCUGCGCUUUGCGCGGCGAUCAUUACCCAGGGGACCGACGCUGCUGUUACUUUCGCGGUCCCAAGCAAGGCUGGCGACGGAGGGCACUCCUACGCACCACUCGACCCAGCACCCCUGGGCAUCUCUUUCGAGUUCUUUGCCUUUCCGUCGUAUCUCACCAAUGUCACCGCCACAAAUCAAUGUCUGUCAAACUGGAAAGACCUCACUGGGGUGUGGCCGCCGAUUCGCAUUGGCGGGACGACGCAGGAUCGAGCCUCAUUUGACGCGUCAACUUCGGCCUACGUAGUAUACUCGGUGGCAAAUCCGGCGGAUGCGCCCAUGACAUUGACCUUUGGGCCAAAGUUCAUGACUCUUGCUGGGACUUAUCCCGGAAGCGUCGUGGUUGGUUUGAACAGGGGAAAGAACAAUAUUGACAAUACGAUUGCCGCUGCAAAGGUGGCCGUGUCUGAAGUCAAGAACUUGUAUCCAGAUUACCCCAAGGACGGCCAGCCCAUUGCCCGCGGAACUUGGAACCCCUCCGUGGACGCUUCGUCCCAGGUAGACUGGAACAUCCGGGUCGGCAGUGCCGUCGGCAAGAACAACAUCAUCCAAGCCGGAAACUGGAACCAAGCCCCUCCAGAAUGGGGAGCCGCGCAGCUGAUCGCCAGGGAGAACGCAACAUCCAAGCCAUACGUGCGGCAUUAUGCUCACCACAACUACCCCGGCGGCGACGUCCAGAAGCUUCAGACGCACUCCCAAACAGCCAGCAACGUGCGAAGCAUGUUCGCCGCCGACGUGGCCGCAGUCAAGCAGCAAACCGGCAAAGAAUACAUCCUCGGCGAGACCAACUCCGUCUCCGGCGGCGGCGCGGCCAACGUCUCCCCGACCUUCGGCGCGGCGCUCUGGACGAUGGACUACGCGCUGCGCGCGGCCACGACCAACAUCUCGCGCGUCUACUUCCACCACGGCACGGUCGGCAACUGCCAGUACUGCUUCUGGGGCCGCUACAGCAUGGGCGCGCCCUACUACGGCGCGACGGCGGCCGUGGCGCUGACGGCGGGCGCGCGGACGAUUGCGGCGCUGGAUGAUGAGAGGGGGAAUGAGGGGGUGUAUGUGACGUUUGAUGGGGAGGGCAGGCCGGCCAGGGUGUUGUUGUAUAAUUCGGAGUAUUAUGCUGGGAGCGGGAGGAGGGGGGUGCAGGUGUUUACGCUGACGGGGUUGGGGGGUGGGGAGAGUGUGCGGGCGAAGAGGUUGACCGCGCCGAGUUCGUUGGCAAGGGCGGAUCGCGGGGAUGAUAUCUCGUUUGGGGGGCAGCGGUGGACGGAUGGGACGUGUGUGGUUGCGGGGGAGGAGGUGUUUGAGACGGUGGGCGUGGAGAAUGGGCAAGCUGCGUUUGAGGUCAAGGCGGCGGAGGCGUUGUUGGUUUAUUUGUAGUUGAAGGUGUGGGGGGGUUGUUGAGUA
This is a messenger RNA of Chaetomium fimeti, 1564 nucleotides long. Its product is annotated as glycoside hydrolase family 79 protein. The transcript has 3 exons. NCBI's taxonomy places the organism in Eukaryota, Fungi, Ascomycota, Sordariomycetes, Sordariales, Chaetomiaceae. Bases 104 to 1537 code for a protein of 477 amino acids. The record is from RefSeq and is a predicted model, not a curated record.